Messenger RNA from Paramecium tetraurelia, 1155 nucleotides. RefSeq lists its product as uncharacterized. The record is from RefSeq and is a predicted model, not a curated record. Lineage: Eukaryota; Ciliophora; Oligohymenophorea; Peniculida; Parameciidae. The transcript has a single exon.
AUGUUUAAUCCACAAAAACUCUACAUCCAACAAAAUAGCAACUUUGAAAUCAACCAAUUUUCUUGCAAUAAACACAAGCAACCAUUUACUUUUAUAGAUCUAUCAUAGAUGUGUGAAAGGGAAUAUAGAAUGAAGUGUUCCGAAUGUUAGUUAGAUCUAAAUUGUAUUCCUUUUGAUAUAUUUGGUAAUUUAUGUGAAAACAUCUAUUAAAACAUUGACUAAAAUAAUUUUUAAGUAGCGCGAACCGUUUUAAAGAAAUUUUAAAAAGAAAUAGAAGAAAUAUAAGGUUUACUUCAAUAAUUAAACAAUAAAUUAAUAAGGAUUUCAAGUACUCAGAGACCUACUAGCAAUUGCUUGGAAUUAUUAAACAGUUUUGUUAAUUGUAUAAAGAAAUAAAGUAAUGAAAAAUUAGGCGCUUUCAUGAACACAUAACAAGAUCAAAUCCUAAAGAAAUUUGGAAUUAAAUAAUUCUAAGAGUUAGCAGAAGUAUUGUCAAAGAAUACCAUUCUCAAUUAAUAAAACUAUAAUUAUACUCUAAAAUUUAAAGAUAUUGAUGAUCAAUAACUAGCGGAAUCAAAUUAAUAUUUCGAAUUUACACAAAAUUUAAAAUAAUAAAUUUUAAACUUUAAAUAGGAGAAUGAUAUUAAAAAUGUUGAAAAUAUAUUUGCAUAAUAAGUUAAUUAACUGAAUGGUUAAAUCAUACAAUAACAAUAGAAAUAUUAUAAAGCACAGAGAAUAUAUGAAAUUCAGAAAAGCGAAAUCAUGCUUUUGAAAGAAAAUUAAUCAAUAGCUGAUAUACAAUUAAAUUUUGAUUAAUCAAUGCUUUAUAUUAGGUUUAUGGAGCCAAAUAACUAUCUUAGUAUUUGGAAGUAUGACCCUGAAAAAAAAAAAUGGAAUUUUUCGACUUAACUUUAAUGUUAUAUUCAGAGUUUGAUAGAUUUUAAAAUGAGCAAAUUAGAAAAUGCCUUUGUAACAUGUGGAGAAGAUUCUAGAUAAAAUCCUGCCUAUGUCUCUAACCUUAGUUAGAAUAAUAAUUCAAUUAAGAUUUGGAAAUAAGAAGGGUAUACUUGGAUAGAGAAACAAAUAUAUAAACCAGUCGUUCAAAAUGGACAUGGAUUUUCAAGAAAUUAGUUAAGUUCUUUUGAGUAAAUCUGA